Messenger RNA from Hevea brasiliensis (rubber tree), 3114 nucleotides. RefSeq names its product receptor-like protein 53. NCBI's taxonomy places the organism in Eukaryota, Viridiplantae, Streptophyta, Magnoliopsida, Malpighiales, Euphorbiaceae. The record is from RefSeq and is a predicted model, not a curated record. Gene Ontology annotation, molecular function: protein binding. The transcript has 2 exons. Bases 1 to 3114 code for a protein of 1037 amino acids.
AUGGCUAGUCUACUAUGGUUUGCUCACUUUCUCUCCUUCCUUUUGUUUCACUUGCGUUUUCAAGCUGGUUCUCCUCUACCUUUCUCUUUCAAUUCCUCCUCUGCAGCCAUGCCGUGCCAACAUGACCAGAGUCUUGCCUUGCGCCAAUUCAUGAAAACCUUUUCUAUUAGAAGUAAUGCCUCUUCCUGGGAUUUCCUUUACCCCAAGCCUUAUCCCAAGACAGAGUCUUGGAAAGAGGGCACAGAUUGCUGCUUGUGGGAUGGGGUCACUUGCGAAAUAGAAACAGGUAAUGUAAUUGGCCUUGACCUUUCUUCUAGCUUGCUCUAUGGUACCAUCCAUUCUAAUAAUUCUCUUUUCCUCCUUCCUCAUCUCCAAAAGCUUGACCUCUCCAACAAUGACUUCAACCAAUCUCAAAUUGUGCCUCAAUUUGGCCAGUUUUUGAAUUUAACGUAUCUUAACCUAAAUCACUCUGUUUUUGAGGGCCAAAUUCCACUAGAAAUUUCUUAUCUGCCUGCUUUGGUUUCGCUUGAUCUUUCUAGGAACUAUGAUUUGAUACUUGAAACCUCUAUUUUUAACGAGCUUGUUCAAAACCUAACCCAGUUACAGCAAUUGGACUUGAGUGAAAUAAACAUGUCCUUGGUCGGACCUAGUUCCUUGAUGAAUUUGUCUUCUUCUUUGACAUCUGUCAAACUCAGCGAAUGCCAAUUGCAAGGGAAAUUCCCAGAUAUCAGUCAUCUAUCCAAAUUGGUUUUAUUGGACCUCUCCUAUAACAAUUUUAGUGGUGAGAUUCCAUCCUCAUUUGAAAAUCUUAAACAGCUUGAUACUUUAUACCUUUACAACAACAAUCUCAAUGGUCAAAUUCCAUCCUCACUUGGAAGCCUUAAGGAACUCUCUUCAUUGGUCCUCUUCGACAAUGAUUUAAAUGGUGAGAUUCCCUCCUCAUUUGGAAACCUUAAACAGCUUCAUACUUUGUACCUCAGCAACAACAAUCUCAGUGGUCAAAUUCCAUCCUCACUUGGAAGCCUUAAGGAACUUUCUUUAUUGAUCCUCUCUGGCAACAAAUUUAAUGGUGAGAUUCCCUCCUCAUUUGGAAACCUUAAACAGCUUGAUAUUUUGGACCUCCACAGCAAUAGUCUCAGUGGUCAAAUUCCAUCCUCACUUGGAAGCCUUAAGGAACUCUCCUUAAUGGACCUCUGCUCUAACAAUUUUAAUGGUGAGAUUCCCUCCUCAUUUGGAAACCUUAAACAGCUUGGCAUGUUGUACCUCCAUAACAACAAUCUCAGUGGUCAAAUUCCAUCCUCACUUGGAAGCCUUAAGGAACUUUCUUCGUUGAUCCUCCUCGACAACAAUUUUAAUGGUGAGAUUCCCUCCUCAUUUGGAAACCUUAAACAGCUUCAUAUUUUGGACCUCCGCAAUAACAGUCUCAAUGGUCAAAUUCCAUCCUCUCUUGGAAGCCUUAAGGAACUCUCUUCAUUGUUCCUCUCUAAGAACAGAUUUAAUGGUGAGAUUCCCUCCUCAUUUGGAAACCUUAAACAGCUUAAUAUUUUGGACCUCCGCAACAAUAGUCUCAAUGGUCAAAUUCCAUCUUCACUUGGAAGCCUCAAGGAACUUUCCUCAUUGGACCUCUCUUAUAACAAUUUUAAUAGUGAGAUUCCCUCCUCAUUUGAAAACCUUCAGCAACUUGAUGAAAUAUUGCUUCCUCAUUUGAAAACCUUAAACAACUUCAAAUUUUGGACCCCUAAAACAACAAUCUCAGUGGUCAAAUUCCUAAUUAUUUUACAAACUUCAAACAAUUUUACAGGUCCCAUCACUUUCCAAGGAAGCAGGCUUUCAAGUUUAGUGUACCUCGAUUUAUCCAAUAACUUGUUACAUGGCCGAAUUCCAAGUUCAAUUUUCAAAUUUGCGAACUUGAGUGUUCUCAUUCUUUCAUCCAACAAAUUGAUAGGAGAAGUUUCUUCUGCAGUUUGCGAGCUAAAUUCUCUUGAAAUUCUUGACUUGUCAAACAAUAGUUUAAACGGCUUCAUACCACAAUGUUUGGGAAAUUUCAGCGACAAUCUUUCAGUAUUGCACUUGGGCAUGAACAAAUUCCAUGGAACCAUCCUUGAAACGUUUUCAAUAGGCAGCAACUUGAGAUAUUUGAACUUCAAUGGCAACCAAUUGCAAGGGAGAAUCCCACCUUCCAUCUCCAAUUGUAUAAAUUUGGAAAUUUUAGAUCUCGGAAACAAUAAUAUAGAUGACACAUUCCCCUAUUUUCUGGAAACACUUUCGAAGCUACAAAUUCUAAUUCUAAAAUCCAAUAAAUUCCAUGGUUUGGUGAAAGGAACCUUUGCCAAUUAUUCGUUCUAUUCGUUCUCAAAGCUACGAAUUUUUGACCUCUCCAACAACCUGUUUAGCGGACCUUUACCUGCAAAGUAUUUCAAUGAUUUCAAGGCAAUGAUGAUCUUUGAUUUGAAUAUGAAAUACAUGGGGGCACCAAAUUAUUCUUCUUAUGAUUAUUCUGUGAGUCUGACACUAAAAGGCUUAGAGAUUGAGCUGGUGAAAAUCCAAACACUUCUUACAUCCAUUGAUUUGUCGGGCAAUAAAUUCACAGGGGAGAUCCCACAGUCAAUUGGAAAACUUGAAUCACUUAAGUUGCUUAACUUGUCUCACAAUCAACUCACAGGCAAUAUUCAACCAUCAUUGGGGAAUUUGAGCAAUUUGGAAUCAUUAGACCUUUCUUCAAAUCUUCUUGUUGGAAGGAUUCCAAUGCAAUUGACAUAUUUGACAUUUUUGGAAGUGUUCCAGGUUUCACAUAAUCAACUUGAAGGACCUAUACCUGAAGGAAAGCAGUUCAACACAUUCGAUAACACUUCAUAUGAAGGAAAUUUGGGAUUGUGUGGAUUUCCGCUAGAAAAAUGUGACAAUGGGGAGAGGCAACAACCAACAUCAUCAAAAGAAAUUGAUUCCAAGUCUAAAAUUGGAUUUGGAUGGAAAGCUAUAUCGGCGGGGUAUGGAUGUGGAGUAAUAUUUGGUAUUGCAAUGGGAUAUGUUGUGUUUAAAACAAGAAGACCUACAUGGUUUGUGAGGAUGGUUGAAGGUGAAGGGCAUCGAAAACUAAAAAGAUUUAGCAAUUAA